Molecule: messenger RNA, 1318 nt
Organism: Portunus trituberculatus (swimming crab)
Lineage: Eukaryota; Metazoa; Arthropoda; Malacostraca; Decapoda; Portunidae
Product: integrator complex subunit 5-like protein
Exons: 5
Coding region: 127-1236 (369 amino acids)
Source: RefSeq, a predicted model, not a curated record
ACAACAAGAAGAAAACAAUAACAAAAACAUUUCCAUCAUUCGACAACAAAAGAAAAUCAAGGAAAACAAAAAUAAACUGGAAAAUAUAGUACAAUAUUUUUCUUACCUAAUUUUCAAGUGACCAAGAUGCCUCCCUCAAUAACACCACCGUCCGUCGCUCCUCCAGCCUUACUACUGACGGAGGUGCUACAGAAGGGGGAGCAUUUGAACCCUCACGCUUCGAACACCAAAACAAACAGGGAUGCCAACCUUACCGCACUAGACAACAUUACCAGCCUUCCCGACUUCCUCUCUCGCCCAGAAAGAGAUAUUAAUUCGAAUCUCGCCUUCCUCGCCUUCAUUAUGGCUUUGCUGGACACUGUGGUCAAUAUUAUAAGCAUCAUCAACAAUAACAACAACAACAAUAAUGAUAAUAAUAACAAUAACAAUAAUAAUAAUCUCAAUGUUAAUGAUUUGGUGUCUAUGAGCGAGAACAUGAACGACAACACAGUAAUGGGACGCAGUGUGCUGAGGCGGGUUGGUCGCUUUCUACACGACUCCACUGCUGCUGCUAUUGGCUACGUAAGAACCGCCAUGGACUCCCUCACCUCCUCCUCCUCCUCCUCCUCCUCCUCCUCCUCCUCCUCCUCCUCCUCCUCCUCCAGAAUUACCUACUGCUGUCAGUGUUCUAGCGAUGUCCAGGGCGUAGAUCAAGAAGGAUGCCUUGCUCUCACCACCAGUUUCAUCAGAACCUUUCUUGGGUUACUGCUGACGAAGGCACUGACGGAGGGUGUAUCGAAGCCUCCUGCAGGUGUUAAAGAGGUGCUCUGUUUGUGUACUAUCCCUGUGCUCUUACUGACGGAGGCGUUCCAGCGCCAAUCACUCAGUCAAAUACUCUUCUUCUUCUUCUUCUUCUUCUUCUUCUUCUUCUUCUUCUUCUUCUUCUUCUUCUUCUUCUUCUUCUUCUUCUUCUUCUUCUUUUUUUCUUCUACUUCUUCUUCUUCUUCUUCUUCUUCUUCUUCUUCUUCUUCUUCUUCUUCUUCUUCUUCUUCUUCUUCUUCUUCUUCUUCUUCUUUUUCUUCUUUUUCUUCUUCUAUUUCUUGUCCUUGUUUUUAUCUUUUUUGUUCUUUCUCUGUUCGUAUUUCUAUGUCAGCUGUCCGUGGGAGUAGUAUGAUGGUAGUGGUGGUGAUGGUGGUGGUGUUGAUAGUAGUAGUAGUUGUAGUAGUAGUAGUAGUAGUAGUUGGAGAGGUGGUGUGAACUCUUCUACAGUAUAACAGCGUCUGACUUCGAGCGUGUGUGUGUGUGUGUGUGUGUGUGUGUGUGUGUGUGUGUGUGUGCG